AAAGAGUUGAAUUCAACGGAGGCAAAGAGCUGGAGGAUCGGAGGAUCCACGUGGACGAAUCAAAGAAGAGCGAAGAAGAAGAUUGCCGGUGACCGGUCAAACUCCGUCCUCCUCACUCUGUCUAUAUAAAUCCAUAAUCUCCCUACUCAAAACCUCAAGCUCCGGUUUCAAUGGCGGCCUCCACUUCCCUCUCCUUCUUCUCCUCUAUUCUCUUCCUCCUCCUCUCCACCACCAUUGCCGCCACCUCCUUCCGCCCCAAGGCUCUCCUCUUCCCCGUCACAAAAGACCCAUCUCUCCAGCACAUCAUCCAGCUCCGGCAGCGAACCCCUCUGGUUCCGGUGAAGCUGACGGUGGACCUGGGUGGUCAGUUCAUGUGGGUCGACUGUAACCGCGCCUAUAUCUCUUCCACUUAUAAGCCCGCUCGUUGCCGCUCCGCCCAAUGCUCCCUCGCUUCCAAGUCCACUUCCUGCGGUCAGUGCUUUUCGCCGCCCAGACCCGGCUGCAACAACAACACUUGCGGCCUCUUCCCCGGCAACACCAUUAUCCAUCUCUCCACCAGCGGAGAAGUCGCCUCCGACGUCGUCUCUGUUUCCUCCACCAAUGGCUUCAACCCAACCACCCCUGUCUCCGUCCCCAAAUUUCUCUUCGUCUGCGGCACCACAUUUCUCCUCGACGGCCUCGCCGGCGGCGUAACCGGAAUGGCUGGAUUCGGACGCACCGGAAUCUCUCUGCCAUCUCAAUUCGCAGCCGCCUUCAGCUUCAAUAGAAAAUUCGCCAUUUGCCUGAGCAGCUCCACCAGACUCCCCGGCGUCAUCUUCUCCGGCAACGGCCCGUAUAAUUUCCUACCCAAUAUCGAUUUAACCAAAUCCCUCACUUACACCCCACUCUUUAUCAAUCCCGUGAGCACCGCCGGCGUCUUCUCCGCCGGGGAAAAAUCCGCAGAGUAUUUCAUCGGCGUCAAAUCCAUCGUCAUCAACUCCAAAACCGUCCCACUCAACACCACCCUCCUCAAAAUCAACAGCAAGGGCAUCGGCGGCACCAAAAUCAGCACCGUGAACCCAUACACCGUCAUGGAAUCGUCGAUUUACAAGGCGGUGUUGAAAACGUUCACGACAGAGCUCCGGAAAAUUCCGAGAGUGCCGGCGGUGGCGCCGUUUGAGGCUUGUUUCAAUGCGAAUAGCUUUGGAAGUACCCGACUGGGGCCGGGGAUGCCGUCGAUCGAUUUGAUUUUACAGAACAAAAACGUGAUCUGGAGAAUCUUCGGCGCAAACUCGAUGGUGCAGGUGAAUGAGAAGGUUCUGUGCUUGGGAUUCGUGGACGGCGGCGUGGAGCCGAGAACCUCGAUCGUGAUCGGCGCGCACCAGAUUGAGGAUGCUUUGCUUGAAUUUGAUUUGGCCACUUCACGGCUUGGAUUUAUCUCCACUCUUCUAGGGCGGAUGACUACUUGUUCUAAUUUCAACUUUACUGCUAAACCUUGAUUGAUUGAUUAAUUAAUUAAUUAAUUAAUCUUGAUUG
Molecule: messenger RNA, 1515 nt
Organism: Cucurbita pepo subsp. pepo (vegetable marrow)
Lineage: Eukaryota; Viridiplantae; Streptophyta; Magnoliopsida; Cucurbitales; Cucurbitaceae
Source: RefSeq, a predicted model, not a curated record